Erythranthe guttata (spotted monkey flower) is the source of this 1722-nucleotide messenger RNA. The record is from RefSeq and is a predicted model, not a curated record. Lineage: Eukaryota; Viridiplantae; Streptophyta; Magnoliopsida; Lamiales; Phrymaceae.
AUGAUUGUGUCGCUCUAUGGGAUGGCGGGCAUUGGUAAGACUACUUUUGCCAAUAAACUCUUUCAAGAUCCAUUCAUUGUUAGUCGUUACAGUAGGCUUGUGUUCGUCACCGUAGGCCCAAAAUAUCGACUAGCGGACAUCUUGGUAGAUAUUCUAACACAAGUGAAUUAUAACAAUAUUGAUGAAGAAGAGAUUAUGGAAGGCAAGCACGUAUUGAAUGAGUUGAAAAGGAGGGUGUACGAGAGUUUAGAGUCUUCGAGAUACUUGAUCGUGUUGGAUGAUAUAUGGGACAAAGAGCUUUGUUAUGAGCUGUUGAACUUAUUCCCGGACAACGAAAAUGGAAGUCGAGUAUUACUGACGUCCAGGAUAUGCCGAGUAGCUGAAUCUGUAAAGAAGAUUGCCGAGAAUUGCGAAGGUCUUCCACUUACACUAGUUAUUGUUGCCGACAUCCUUUCCAAUACUGACAGAACUUUAGAGUACUGGAACAAUGUAGCCGAUGAUAAACAACAUUCAGUUUACAAGGAUGCAUAUGAUCAAAUGUCAAAGGUACUAUAUCCAAGUUAUGACUACUUAGAACAACAUUUAAAAGCAUGUUUUCUCUAUGUUGGAGCUUUCCCACAAAAUUAUUUGGUUUACGUGUUUGAUCUGAUCGACUUGUUGAGUGCUGAAGGAUUUCUUAACCCAGAACCAAUUCACAAUGUAGACCCAAACGCGACUUUCAAAAACGGUACGUAUGCUUAUACGUAUGAGCUUCGUUCGAAAAAUGUUAUCAUGUUCGACAAAGAAGCACGCGGUUAUCACCUUCAUUCGUCACUUUGGUACUUGUGUAACAAAGAAGCUGCAAAAACUAAGUUGUUCUACGCCUUAAAUUGUCGCGCCGAUGCUUUACCAGAAGAGGGUACAAAGUACCAUCGCCGAUUGUGCAUUCGAAAUAGUAUUCUAUUUGCUAUUGAAGAUGUGCACAACUCAAUUGCAUUUGCGUCAAAUGUGCGCUCUCUCCUCUGUACUGGUCCAUUUCAUGAAUACCCAGUCCCAUUACCUCUAGAACAUUUAAGGUUGCUCAGGGUAUUGGAAGCUCUUUCUAUUAGAUUCUAUGAGUUCCCAAUUGAAGUGGUGAAACUAGUUCAACUAAGAUACUUUGCCCUCUUUUAUGAUGGAAACCUCCCGACUUCUAUUUCCAAACUCUGGAACCUUCAGCACUUGAUUAUUCAUCAAUUCAGCAACAUAAAAUCUGUUGGGAAUGCAUCGUAUAUGCCUGAUGAGAUAUGGAAUAUGAAUGAAUUGAAGUGUCUUCGGAUUAGGGGAAGAAACCUACCACAUCCUUGUGAAGGAUCUCUCUUACCAAACCUCUUAAAACUAAGUGGUGUCGGUCCUAAAAGUUGUACCAAAGACGUGUUUGAAAAAAUCCCUAAUCUGAAGGAGUUAGUAAUUACAAUCGAAGUGGCUCCUAAUGCUACUGAGGGCAUGGGCUGCUUUGAUCACAUUUCCCAUCUUCAUGAACUAGAAGUACUAGAAUGUUACAUUAUGAACCCUAUAUUGAAAACAAAUGUUGUUACCCCACUUGCUCCUCUUUCAGACUUCCCAUCAAGUCUUACAACAUUAAUUUUGGGCGGCUUAGGAUAUACUUGGGAAGAAAUGAGUAAGAUUUCUGUCAUUACCAAAUCUUAUAUUUCUCAAAUUGGAAUUAUAUGCCUUUCGAGGCCCAAAGUGGGAAGUUCAUGA